UGCUUGUGAAGGGUGCCUAAAAGGAAAGCAAAUACCGUAUCGAUGUUUAUGCUGAUCCUUCAACAAUUCUUUUUCCUCAUGGCUAUCAAUGAAAAUUUCAUUGAAAUUCAAUCUUUUCGCUGUCUCGCUCACUCAGCUGAUUAGCUUCCGUGCCCUUGUCGCUUUCGUGUACACGUUCAGCAGUGCUCUCGCAAUGUCCGGAUAUAUAUGGGUCUUUCGCGAAGAGUGGGACGUCCAUUCCUCGCAGUUUGGAUUGACUUCGAUGACUAUCUGGCUUGCAAUGCAAGUUCACUUCUUGCUCCUUGAGUUUGUCACCACGUUUGUGCCGAUGCAGAUCAUUCCCUUCGCUAUCUUGACUUGGAUUAUCCUGAAUGUCUCGAGCACGCUUAGCCCCUUUGAGCUAUCGCCGGGUUUCUAUCGCUGGGGAUAUGCUCUGCCUGGUAGGGAGCUCUAUGAUACGCUCCUUCAGGUCUGGACGCGAGGAUGUAACCCUUACUUGGGAAGAAGCUUGCCUAUACUCUGGUCUUGGUGGAUUGUGGGUGUUGUGGGUUUUGCGGUUGCUCUGAGGUAUCGUCAUCAGACAGCGAUGAAAGCCGGAAUUGAGAUUAUAGAGAAUGAAAAGUCCGAAAGAUCCAGGGCGUGACUGGUAUAACUUUUGAACAUUUUUGCGUUGAAAUCAUGUGUAUCUAUUGAUUUUGUACUUGACUCGAUCAGAAUGUCAAUCCUCUAGUAAUAAACACAUCACAGGAAAGCUAUCCGAUACACAUGUCUUUACAGUUUACUUCCCAUUCCAACGUCUCGAUCUACUGCAUCUCGCGAGUCUGCGGCCGGCAAGCUAGGGACCGGCA
This is a messenger RNA of Aspergillus eucalypticola CBS 122712, 848 nucleotides long. RefSeq lists its product as uncharacterized. Gene Ontology annotation, cellular component: membrane. The coding region runs from base 89 to 643 and encodes 184 amino acids. The record is from RefSeq and is a predicted model, not a curated record. NCBI's taxonomy places the organism in Eukaryota, Fungi, Ascomycota, Eurotiomycetes, Eurotiales, Aspergillaceae. The transcript has a single exon.